Molecule: messenger RNA, 942 nt
Organism: Rhincodon typus (whale shark)
Lineage: Eukaryota; Metazoa; Chordata; Chondrichthyes; Orectolobiformes; Rhincodontidae
Product: protein turtle homolog A-like
Exons: 6
Coding region: 1-942 (313 amino acids)
Biological process (GO): cell-cell adhesion
Source: RefSeq, a predicted model, not a curated record
AUGCAUUUUGUCUGGGAGAUGAUUGCUGCACUCUGUCACACACAGUUCCUGCUACUCACUGUCUGUCUGAAAAUGGGAUCGGGGCGGGGAGAGGAGUCCCACAAACCAGUCUUUAACCUUUCAGCAGUUUAUCCCACAGACACAGACUCCACUCGAGAUGACCAACCAACUGCGCCAUCAGUGACAGGCCGUGAGGGGGAGACCGCGACCCUCACCUGUGACCUCUCCCUCAGCAAAGACCAUCAGACAACACAAGUCAUUGAAUGGCUCCACGAAGGCCUGGUGCUGCCCAUAUUCAUCAAGUUCGGAGUUCACCCCCCACGCAUUGACGCAGCCUACCUGGGUCGCCUGAGUUUAGUGGAAGGGGCAUCGCUACGGAUGGAGCGGUUACAAGCUCAGGAUGAAGGCUGGUAUCGUUGUCGGAUCUUAUUCCUCACACCUCCCUAUGAUUCCCAGAACGGGACGUGGACCUAUCUCUCUGUUAGCACCCCACCCAGCUUCAAGAGGACCCCGCCGGCCGUGGUGGAAAUUCAAUUGGGAGAGCCGGCGCGCCUGCACUGCGACGCCCAGGGGCGGCCCCAGCCUCUCGUCAGCUGGGCCAAGGACGGGGCAGAGCUGCCCCUGACAACCGAACCUCCGGCCGGGCAACGAUACCAGGUGAGGAACGGGAGCCUGGAGAUCGAGGCGGUGGGGCGUGGUGCUGCUGGGUUAUACACGUGUGAGGCCAGCAAUAGCGAAGGCAGGGUCACCCACACCAGCAGGCUACUCGUGAGGGCUCCACCAGUCAUUGUGCAGCCACCCAGCAAUCUAACAGUGAACUAUACCCAGGACGCUCUCUUCACGUGCCAGGCUGAGGCAUACCCUGGCAACCUGAGCUACACCUGGUUCAGGGACGGCAUCAAUGUCCAUCAUGACAGGGACACACUGUCCCUGGACUCUUGA